Molecule: messenger RNA, 564 nt
Organism: Engraulis encrasicolus (European anchovy)
Lineage: Eukaryota; Metazoa; Chordata; Actinopteri; Clupeiformes; Engraulidae
Product: E3 ubiquitin-protein ligase TRIM21-like
Exons: 1
Biological process (GO): protein ubiquitination
Cellular component (GO): cytoplasm
Molecular function (GO): ubiquitin protein ligase activity; protein binding
Source: RefSeq, a predicted model, not a curated record
UCUCUCUCUCUCUCUCUCUCUCUGUCAGUGGACGUGCUUCUGGAUCCUGAUACAGCUCAUAACUACCUCAUCCUGUCUGCUGAUGGGAAACAAGUGAAAACUGGUGAUACAUCACAGAAUCGCCCUGGCAACCCCAAACGGUUUGAUCGUUAUACCAUAGUGCUGGGGAGGCAGGGCUUCAACUCUGGUAGAUUUUACUAUGAGGUGCAGGUCAGUGGGAAGACAGAAUGGUCUUUAGGAGUAGCCAGAGAGUCUGUUGAGAGAAAAGGGGAAAUAACUCUGAGCCCUACAAAUGGGUACUGGACAAUAUGGCUGAGGGAUAGUCAGUACAAGGCACUAGCUUUUCUCGAUGUCUUCCUCUCCCUGUCAGAGAAGCCAGAGAGGGUGGGGGUGUUUGUGGAUUAUGGGGCAGGUUUGGUCUCCUUUUAUGAUGCAGACAGAUGGAGUCUAAUCUACUCUUACAAAGAUGUUUCCUUCAUGGAGAAAAUAUAUCCCUACUUCAGCCCCUUUAGUUAUGAUAAGAACUUCACUCCACUGGUCAUCACUCCAGUCUCCUGUGCAUAG